Coccidioides posadasii C735 delta SOWgp is the source of this 696-nucleotide messenger RNA. RefSeq lists its product as uncharacterized. Gene Ontology annotation, biological process: L-phenylalanine catabolic process; glutathione metabolic process. Gene Ontology annotation, cellular component: mitochondrion; cytoplasm. The record is from RefSeq and is a predicted model, not a curated record. Gene Ontology annotation, molecular function: glutathione transferase activity; maleylacetoacetate isomerase activity. Lineage: Eukaryota; Fungi; Ascomycota; Eurotiomycetes; Onygenales; Onygenaceae.
AUGACGACUCCCAACUUCGAACUCUACGGCUACUUCCGCUCCUCCUGCUCCGGCCGCCUGCGCAUCGCCUUCCACCUCAAAUCCAUCCCCUACACUCGCCACCCCGUCAACCUCCUCAAGGGCGAACAGCACUCCGACACCUACAAGUCCCUCAAUCCAACCAACACCGUGCCCCUCCUCGUCGUCUCCAACAUCAACAACACCGUCUCCCCAUCCUCCGCCUCCUUCUCCAUCGGCCAAUCCCUCGCCGCACUCGAAUACCUCGAAGAAGCCCUCCCCACCAACGCGCGCCCGCUCCUCCCGCCCCUCUCCGACCCCGUUGCCCGCGCCCACGUCCGCACCAUCUGCAACAUCAUCGCCUGCGACGUCCAGCCCGUCACAAACCUCAAGAUCCAGAAGAAAGUCAAGGCCUUGGACGGCGACCCGACUGUGUGGUCGCGCGAUCUCGCCACGCAGGGGUUCGGUGCGGUGGAGAAGUUGCUCGAGCUCAGUGCGGGGCGGUUCUGCGUCGGUGACGAGAUCACCUUGGCCGAUGUGUGUCUAGUUCCCGCCGUGUGGGCGGCGGAGCGAGUGGGGAUGGACCUGGCCCAGUUUCCUAUCACCAAGAGGGUGUUUGAAGAGAUGUUGAAGGAGGAAGCCGUGCAGAAGGCACAUUGGCAGAAGCAGGAGGAUACCCCAGAGGAUUUGAGGGCUUAA